Messenger RNA from Euleptes europaea (tarantolino), 747 nucleotides. RefSeq names its product KDEL endoplasmic reticulum protein retention receptor 2 (gene KDELR2). Gene Ontology annotation, biological process: protein retention in ER lumen; endoplasmic reticulum to Golgi vesicle-mediated transport. The record is from RefSeq and is a predicted model, not a curated record. The transcript has 5 exons. Gene Ontology annotation, molecular function: ER lumen protein retrieval receptor activity. Gene Ontology annotation, cellular component: membrane; endoplasmic reticulum; cis-Golgi network. Bases 46 to 684 code for a protein of 212 amino acids. NCBI's taxonomy places the organism in Eukaryota, Metazoa, Chordata, Lepidosauria, Squamata, Sphaerodactylidae.
GGUCGGCUCCCCGGCGCUGCCUGGCCUCCCCCGCCCGCCGCCGCCAUGAACAUCUUCCGCCUCACCGGGGACCUGUCCCACUUGGCGGCCAUCAUCAUCCUGCUCCUCAAGAUCUGGAAGACCCGCUCGUGCGCCGGUAUAUCUGGGAAAAGCCAGCUUCUCUUUGCACUGGUCUUCACUACUCGCUACCUGGAUCUCUUCACUGCGUUCAUUUCAUUUUAUAACACUUCUAUGAAGCUUAUCUACAUUGCUUGUUCGUAUGCCACAGUCUACCUGAUCUACAUGAAAUUUAAGGCCACCUAUGAUGGAAACCACGAUACGUUCAGAGUGGAGUUCCUCGUGGUUCCAGUUGGCGGGUUGUCGUUCCUCGUCAAUCACGACUUCUCCCCUCUAGAGAUCUUGUGGACCUUCUCCAUCUACCUGGAGUCAGUGGCUAUCCUUCCUCAACUUUUCAUGAUUAGCAAAACUGGGGAAGCGGAGACCAUCACCACCCACUACCUUUUCUUCCUGGGCCUGUACCGUGCCUUGUACCUUAUCAACUGGAUUUGGCGCUACUACUUUGAGGGGUUCUUCGACCUCAUAGCCGUUGUGGCUGGCGUGGUCCAGACCAUUCUGUACUGUGACUUCUUCUAUUUGUAUGUUACGAAAGUACUCAAAGGAAAGAAGCUCAGUUUGCCAGCGUAAGUGCCAAAACCCAGUCAUCAGCAUCUGUCGUCCUGGAUGCUUAGAACAAUCCUGACCCCCAAG